Fragaria vesca subsp. vesca is the source of this 1284-nucleotide messenger RNA. RefSeq names its product probable pectate lyase 15-like. The coding region runs from base 1 to 1284 and encodes 427 amino acids. The record is from RefSeq and is a predicted model, not a curated record. Gene Ontology annotation, molecular function: pectate lyase activity. The transcript has a single exon. NCBI's taxonomy places the organism in Eukaryota, Viridiplantae, Streptophyta, Magnoliopsida, Rosales, Rosaceae.
AUGGCGGUGUUCGAGUGGAGCAAGAGAAUGAUUUGUUCGUGUGUAUUGGCUCUCUUCGUGUUCAGCUUCAUUGCCGAAACACGAACUGCACCAACAGCACUCGAUGACCCCGAGGAAGUUGCUUCCAUGGUCUCCAUUAUCAUCCGAAACAGCACUGAAAGAAAGCUCAUGCAACUCCGGGGGUCACCCUCAUCAUGUGUAACCGGGAAUGCCAUCGACGACUGUUGGCGAUGUGACACCAACUGGUUAAACAAUCGCAAGCGCCUCGCGGCCUGCGCCAUUGGUUUCGGCAGGAACGCAAUCGGCGGCCGCGACGGGCAGUUCUACGUUGUCACUGACCCUAGUGACAAUGAUGCCGUCAACCCUAGAGCUGGAACUAUUCGUCAUGCUGUAAUACAAACCGAGCCCUUAUGGAUUGUGUUCCAGCGUGACAUGGUGAUCCAGCUCAAGCAGGAGCUCAUUAUGAACAGCUAUAAGACCAUUGACGGCCGAGGAGCCAAUGUUCACAUUGCGAAUGGAGCAUGCAUUACGAUCCAAAACAUCAAGCACAUCAUAAUACAUGGCCUCCAUAUCCAUGGCUGCAGGCCUACGGGGAAUGCCUUGGUGAGGAGCACACCGUCACACUUUGGUUGGAGAGGAAUGGCAGAUGGUGACGCCGUGUCGAUUUUCGGGUCCAGGGACGUGUGGAUUGAUCACAACUCGCUAUCCAAGUGUGCCGACGGCCUCGUGGAUGUUGUCAUGGCCUCAACUGCAGUCACAAUCUCGAACAAUGACUUAUGGCACCACAAUGAGGUCAUGUUGUUUGGUCACAGCAACUCUUAUAAGGGAGACAAGGUCAUGCAAGUGACUGUUGCUUACAAUCACUUUGGGGAAGGACUACGGCAAAGGAUGCCACAUUGUAGGCAAGGUUAUUGUCAUGUGGUGAACAAUGACUACAGCAGUGGCUGGGGAAUAUAUGCCAUCGGCGGAAGUGCAAACCCUACCAUCAAUAGCGAAGGCAACCGAUUUGUGGCUGAUCCGAAAAGGUACCCUUAUUCCAAUCAGGUUACCAAGAGGACAUCAGGUGACAAGUCGGAGUGGAAGAACUGGAAUUGGAGGUCUAAAGGAGAUUUGUUCUUGAAUGGUGCCUACUUUGUUGAGUCUGGGGCAACCGGAGCUAACUCGGAGGCCUAUGCUAAGGCCUCGAGCGAUGUCAAAGCUCAGAAAUCAUCCAAAGUCAGAGCCAUAACUUCUGCUGCCGGCGCACUCGUCUGCCGGAGAAACCGUAUGUGCACUAGGAAAUAG